GGAGAGUAGAGUGCACGCCAGUACCUUGGUUACAGUGCCGACAGUACCUCCUACCUCAGUGCCUUCCGGGACGGGCGCCGCCUGCAACACAGGCCAUCACCUCCAAAGAAAGGGACCUCCAGCUUUACUUUCACUUGACUCUGGAACAUUGUCUCAUUCCUCAUCGUACCAUCUCCAGCGCCCUUCUCACAUCGGGCUGCAACCCCCAUCUCGCCGGCCCGUGACACACUCGUUGGCAUUAUCCCAUACGAAGCAUCCUACAGAAAGGCACUCUCCGACCGCACAGCAGCCGAGGAGCCACCGCUGCGGUAAUUCCAGAACUGGAACCCAUCGAACCGCUCAAUUUCCCGUGCCAACUGCCUGCGAUCCCGCCGUCCCCCGUCCUCACUCCAUCGAUCGAUUAAUCACUCCUGCCACCAACUUUCCCGUCUGCGUUCGACAAUCAGCGCCGGCCAACCACCCCUUUCCUCCCUCGCCAUUGUCGCAUGUGGCAUACCUGCCCUCACUCGUCGUCCGCAGGCUCGCCCAUUGCUGUCGCUGUUAAUUCGCAGUGGACGACACACCCGCCAGUUGCAUACCGAUAUCCAUUGCACGGCAUCACGACUGCGCGCGACAAACUUCCAGGCUCGCCUGCGACAAUACUACUCUCGGCGCAGCCGGUCGGGACCUGAUUGUCCGGCUCUCACCGGGAAAGAGAUCCAUUCCUCUGCCGCAAAACCAUCCGCCUCCCCAGAUCACACACGUGAUAACUCCCAGACCCUACCGCCAAGAUGUCCAAGGUGCUGAGGGGCGUCAAAAAUGUCACCAAGGGAUACUCAGGUGUCCAGAUUAAAGUGCGCGAGGCGACGAGCAAUGACCCAUGGGGCCCCACGGGGACUCAGAUGAGCGAGAUCGCCCAGCUCACCUUUAACUCGUCAACUGAGUUCUACGAGAUUAUGGACAUGCUAGACAAGAGGUUGAACGAUAAAGGCAAGAACUGGAGGCACGUUCUGAAGGCACUGAAGGUUCUCGACUACUGCCUCCACGAGGGCUCCGAGCUGGUGGUCACAUGGGCGAAGCAGAACGUCUACAUCAUCAAGACCCUCCGCGAGUUCAUGUACACUGAUGAGGAGGGCAGAGAUGUCGGUCAAAACAUCCGCGUAGCAGCAAAGGAGCUGACGUCCUUGCUGCUGGACGAGGAGCGCUUGCGGGCUGAGCGUAGUGAUCGCAGAACGUGGAAGUCUCGUGUCACAGGCCUCGAAGAAUAUGGCUCGAACUCCCACGAAACACCACCAAGCCGCCGUGAGCGUCGCCCACGGCCGAUGAACGACGAGGAGGACGCCGAGUACAAGCUAGCUCUAGAGGCCAGCAAAUACCAGGAGGAAGAGGACAGGAGGAGGCGUGAGGGCCGCCCCGGCCAGGACACAGAGGACGACGACCUUGCGAAGGCUAUCAAAUUGAGCAAGGAAGAGGAAGAGGCGCGCCGACGAGCUUUGGAGGAGCAGAACGCCCAAUCACUGUUUGACGACACUCCCACGCAGACUCAACCCCAGCAGACUGGAUGGAACCAAGGGUACCAGCAGGGCAGCGGGGUUGACUUUUUCGGAAACCCUAUUGACCAGAGCCAGUUGCAGCCACAGCCCACGGGGUUCAUGCCAAACGCAUAUACUGGCUUCCAGACACAGCCCACUGGGUACCAGAACGGCUUCUCAAACGGUUUCGGCCAGCCUCAGCCAACCGGAUUCGAUGCCUUUGGCCAACAAAACAUGCAACAGCAGCCGUUCCAACCUCAACCGACUGGCUACAACCCAUAUGCGCAGCAGCAGCAACUCCAGCCACAGCAGACGGAGUCACCCCUGCAAGCAGGGAGCAACAACCCUUGGGCGACGAACCAAAGUACGGGUCUGUCGGCAAUGGCCCCGAUGAAGACAGGCUCCAACAACCCAUUUGCGCAGCAAUCAUCUUCACCCUUCAACAGGCCUGGGCCGUCCAAGAUGCCAUCAAUGUCGGUCUUAAACCCGCUUCCAGAGCAAAAGACGCUGUCAGCCUUCAACCAGCUACCCACAUCUUUCACUCCACCGCCGAAGUCAUCUCCGGCACCGUCCAAGCCGAUGAGCGAGCACGAGGCGAGGCUCAAUGCGCUCCUCUCCAGCGGCGAGGGCCAAGACACCUUCGGCAAUACCGGCGAGACCAGGAUACCGGCGCAACAUACAGCGCCGGGGACGUUCGUCAACAGUGCAGGGGCGGGCGCCAACAAGUUGACGGCCGAGGCGACGGGCAACAACCCAUUCCUCCGACAGCAGUUCACGGGCAUGCCGACCGUGUCGUACGGGGCCACGGGCCCCGGGGGCAUGGGCAUGGGCGGCGGCUUUGGCGCGCCGGGCUCGAGCAACCCCUUCGGCGCGAGGCCGCAGCAGCAGCAGGCUAACCAGGGAGAUCUGAUCCAGUUCUGAGGUGGACCAAUGAGUGGGCGAUUGGAAUAAAGGGAAGCAGGCUGGCAAGGAUUCGUUUGACCGACGAGCAGGAAGAAAGAAGGAGAGAAUUCGCGCGCGCGUAUCUGUCUGCGUGUCUGUCUCCAUCGUAGGAAAUUGGUGUGUUGUGUUCUCUCCCCUUGGGUGGCGCCUUGCGUUGCUGGGUUGGGCUUGAGUGCGAAAGGUUUUUUUCUUUAUGAAGAUAUAUCCCCUCGGAGGUCCCUAGGUAGCAUUCAUAAAUCAUUAUUGUUUCUGUUGGCA
This is a messenger RNA of Diaporthe batatas, 2711 nucleotides long. RefSeq lists its product as uncharacterized. Bases 771 to 2432 code for a protein of 553 amino acids. Gene Ontology annotation, molecular function: clathrin binding; phospholipid binding. Gene Ontology annotation, cellular component: endosome; clathrin vesicle coat; plasma membrane. Lineage: Eukaryota; Fungi; Ascomycota; Sordariomycetes; Diaporthales; Diaporthaceae. The record is from RefSeq and is a predicted model, not a curated record. Gene Ontology annotation, biological process: actin filament organization; endocytosis. The transcript has 4 exons.